Molecule: messenger RNA, 1354 nt
Organism: Aspergillus melleus
Lineage: Eukaryota; Fungi; Ascomycota; Eurotiomycetes; Eurotiales; Aspergillaceae
Exons: 3
Coding region: 332-1354 (340 amino acids)
Cellular component (GO): cytoplasm
Source: RefSeq, a predicted model, not a curated record
AUUGGCUGCGUCGGAAAUAUAUGCUCGUGAUUGGUUGCAAGUAGUGGAGCGCGCCUUACCCCAUUCGGCCAUCUUGUAUGUGGAUUCCUCAGGCUCUCCGCUCGUCCCAUCUUUGGGUGCAUGAAGUCGCUGUCCUGGAGUUAAUCGUGUCAUCCACAAUGUUGUCUGAAAGCUCUAUUUCCGUUGCUAUGUCCGCUGUAUCCGAAAUAGAAGUUCUAUAAAAGACCAUCUUCUGCUCUGAUGGCAGUAUAUUCUAUCUCUCAUCUAACCAGCUCUUUCCAAUCUAUCGUAUCCGGAUCUCAAUCAAUCAAUCUUCUCUUCAACAGGCAGGAUGUCUCUUCCCACCAGAACCCUCGGCAAAAAUGGCCCCCAGGUCACCGGCGUCGGUCUCGGACUGAUGAGCAUCGGCGGUGUCUACGGGCCCAAAGGCACCGACGAAGAGCGUUUUGCUUUGCUCGACCACGCCCACGAGAUUGGCGAGCACUUCUGGGAUACGGCCGAUCUGUACUUCGACAGCGAAGAGCUGAUCGGCAAAUGGAUCCGAAAGAAUCCUGCGAAAGCUAAAGACAUCUUCUUAGCUACCAAAUUUGCGAUUACAAUGGGUGCCGACGGCUUUAUCACGUUGAACUCCAGUCCCGAAUAUGUCAAGGCUGCGUGCCAAAGAAGUCUUGACAAGUUGGGCGUUGAGACGAUUGAUCUGUAUUAUUGUCAUCGGGUGGAUGGGAAGACGCCCAUUGAGAAGACUAUUGAAGCAAUGGUGGAAUUGAAGAAGGAGGGAAAGAUUCGCUACCUAGGCCUCAGCGAAGUGAGCGCUGAUACCCUCCGACGAGCGCACGCAGUACAUCCCAUCUCCGCCCUGCAAGUCGAAUACAGUGCCUUCGCUCUGGACAUUGAAGACCCCAAGAUCGACUUGCUUCGAACAUGUCGGGAGUUGGGUGUUGCUGUUGUUGCAUACAGCCCCAUCGGUCGUGGACUUCUAACAGGGCGAUACAAGUCCCACAAGGAUCUCGCUCAUGACCCGUUUCUGGCCUCCUUGCCGCGCUACUCUGCAGAGAACUUCCCGAAAAUCUUGGAUCUGAUCGAAACCUUCAAGACGAUUGCUACGAGCAAGGAAUGCACACCCGUACAGCUGGCCAUAGCGUGGUUGAUGGCUCGAGGGGACGAUAUCAUUCCGAUCCCCGGGACAAGAAGUACUAAGUACCUUGGGGAGAAUGUGGGCGCUAUUCAUGUAAAGGUCACCGACGAAGAACAGGCGCAGAUUAACGAUGCUGUUCAAAAGAGCAUCUUGCAGGGUAGUCGUUAUCCUCAGGGUUUGCCGACGAGUUUUGCCCUGGGAGAUACACCAGCUCUGUGA